AACGUGCAACACACAUUGUUGCCAGGCAUUUACUAUAAUUUUUGAAACAAUGGUUUGGGAUGAAUACCAAACUUCAUAUAACCAAAGUCAAAGAGCAUGUUAUAAAUCGUUAGUCUUCGUCCGUGACAGUGGCAGAUAUGGGACUUUCCGAUGUAAAACGAUAUAAAUAGUUUACUUUCGGUUUCAGUUACAGACAGAUAGACUCGGUCGACGUUUGAGCUAGCAGGCUGUUGGGAUUAACUAAAAACAAUUUGAGUUUGUAAGAGAAAUAUCGGUGUCAGAUUCCGUCCUCAGGCUAAUUUCAAACCUUCACAUCAGACUUGGUUGGUAUGUAAGGAAAUAAUCUGUGCAUUAUGCAAAAAAUGAGCUACUUCUCCCCCCUACUGUUCGUGUGCCUGGAUGUGUGUGUGGUGCACGUCAUCCGCUUGGCCCAUAUCUCACCCGCCAUAGUCUUCCAUCCGUUCAUCACCCUGUGGGGAGGAGGGUUGGCCAGGGCUUGCCUCCUCGCCCUCUUCACCCUUAUCUCCCCUGGAAGCCUGCUGUGGAUGAGGAGCUUCGAGGGGAUUCAGAGCUUAGCGGUCCUCUGCUUCCACUUCCCUGUGUUCAUCACUCUUAUCUGGGCUCUAGAUCAGUCUACCUUGGAUGAAGUGUGGGGGUGGCACUCCUGGGAAAGGGUGUUACAGGGUUAUGUUGUGACGGCAGUGGCAUGGCUUUACUGGAGUCGAUAUGUGUCAUCGCUUUUGCUCUCAUGUGGUCAAUACAUCUCCUCUCUGAUGAAGAAGGCACCAUCUGAGAAGCCUAAGGAAGACACCUGUGACCCUCUGAAGAGGCUGAUGGGAUACAUGCGUCCUUAUCUCUGGCGCUUUGUCUCUGUGCUGACUCUUGUAAUCCUCUCUUCUUUGGGUGAGAUGGCCAUCCCUAAAUACACUGGUCGUGUGGCGGACUGGAUCAUAAAUGAAGAAACACCGGAUGCAUUCACAGAGGCCAUCACAGUCAUGACACUUAUGACUUUUGCCAGUGCUGUGCUUGAGUUUGUAUGUGACCUCAUGUACACCAUCACCAUGAGCUGCAUACACACCUCAGUGCAGGGGUCCGUCUUCCAGGCUGUGCUGAAACAGGAGAUUGCUUUCUUUGGGGCAACUUCAACAGGUGAACUAGUGUCCCGGGUUACCACGGAUACCAAUGACAUGAGUGAGGCACUGAGUGAGAAACUAAGUCUUGUGAUGUGGUACACGGCGCGUUUUGCCUUCCUCAUGUUCUUCAUGGUGAGCCAGUCAUGGAAAAUGUCUCUGCUUACCUGUAUGGGACUGCCUAUCAUCUGGGUCAUACCCAAGCUCACUGGACACUUCCAUCAGACUAUUGCUGUACAGGUUCAGGAGUCUCUAGCUAAGGCCAACCAGGUGGCCACGGAGACUUUCUCCAACAUGAAGACGGUGAGGAGCUUUGCCAAUGAAGAUGGAGAGACAGAGAGGUACAGAGAGCGGCUGGAGGACACUUACUCCCUCAACAAAAAGGAAGCACUGGCCUAUGCAGCCUCUACCUGGGCUAACAGUACGACGACCUUGGCCCUGAAGGUGUGCAUUCUGUACUAUGGAGGGACUCUUGUGACCAGGGGGCAGGUCAGCAGUGGAAACUUGGUGUCAUUCGUCCUCUAUGAGCUUCAGUUUGCAUCUGCUGUAGAGGCUGUCAUGCAGUAUUACCCGGCAGUGAGGAAGGCGAUUGGUGCCUCUGAGAAAAUCUUUGAAUAUUUAGAUCGCAACCCUCAAUUACCAGCAAACGGCACUUUGUCCCCCACAGAUCUUCAGGGACACAUUCAGUUCAAAGAUGUUACAUUUUCCUAUCCCGGCAGUCCUGUGGUCCUCAAGGAAGUUUCUCUGGAUAUAAAGCCAGGCCAAGUCACUGCCAUCGUUGGGCUCAACAGAUCGGGGAAGUCCACCUGCGUCAAGCUGUUGGAGAGAUUCUACCAGCCCCAAGCAGGGGAGAUCCUACUGGAUGGGAAACCUCUGACAAACUACAAAGACCAGUUCCUACAUGACAAGAUUGCUGUGGUGAGCCAAGAUUGUGUGCUGUUUGCUCGCUCUGUGCGGGAGAACAUCAAGUACGGCUGCGAGGAUGCCUCUGAUGAGGAUAUGUACAGAGCUGCCAAGUUGGCCAGUGCACACGACUUCAUCAUGGAGCUGUCAAAGGGAUACGACACAGAUGCCGGGGAGAAGGGAGGCCAGGUGUCAGGAGGACAGAAGCAACGCAUCGCCAUUGCCAGAGCUUUAAUCAGACGUCCCAAAAUCCUGAUCCUGGACAACGCCACCAGUGACUUGGACACAGAGAAUGAAUAUCAGGUGAAGCAAGCUUUGUUGAACCCAACCAACAACUGCACCGUGCUGUUGAUAUCCAACAGGAUGAGUGUUGUAGAGAAGGCCAAUCAUAUAUUUGUCCUCGACAAUGGUACGCUGAAGGAGGAAGGCACUCACGAUGAGCUGUUGAGGAAAGGCGGCCUUUAUGCUGAACUGUUGAUAAAGCAGAAUAUGGGCUUUCACCGUCAAGAAGAGGUGAAGAAUGAUGCUCAGUGAUACGUGUGUGCAGGGGUUGCCCUCAAAUCAGAAAAGCAGACGUGUUACCGGAAGGUUGCUAGUUAAAAAUCAAGACAUGAAGAGUCAAAACUCCAGCUUUAAAUAACGACUGAGUUGUGUGACCAAAACGUGUACAUCAAAGAGUCUUUGAGUUUUUAGAAAAGCGCUAUAUAAGUGUCAUGUAUUAUUAUUAUUAUUAUUAUUAUUAUUAUUAUUAUUAUUAUUAUUAUUAUCCAUACAUACAAGUGUUGUGAGUAUUUGCCUAUUAGGAAUAUUUCCCUUCUUCAUGCCCCUUUGAAGCAGGCGGAGUUGCAAUAUGCCAAUGGGUGUGAAUAUGAAUCAUAAGCACAUUUUAAGGGUUUGCCAAAGUGCUUCACAACGAACAUAACAUUAUAACUAGGGCCGGGACUCGAUUAAAAAAAUUAAUCUAAUUAAUUAGAGGCUUUGUAAUUAAUUAAUCGAAAUUAAUCGCGUUUUUAAUCGCAUAUACAUAUUUG
Molecule: messenger RNA, 3064 nt
Organism: Gymnodraco acuticeps
Lineage: Eukaryota; Metazoa; Chordata; Actinopteri; Perciformes; Bathydraconidae
Gene: tap1
Product: transporter 1, ATP-binding cassette, sub-family B (MDR/TAP)
Exons: 13
Coding region: 354-2567 (737 amino acids)
Biological process (GO): transmembrane transport
Cellular component (GO): membrane
Molecular function (GO): ABC-type oligopeptide transporter activity; ATP binding; ATP hydrolysis activity
Source: RefSeq, a predicted model, not a curated record